This is a messenger RNA of Oreochromis niloticus (Nile tilapia), 2110 nucleotides long. It is a transcript of the gene mybphb, whose product is annotated as myosin binding protein Hb. The transcript is spliced from 12 exons. Lineage: Eukaryota; Metazoa; Chordata; Actinopteri; Cichliformes; Cichlidae. Bases 78 to 1559 code for a protein of 493 amino acids. The record is from RefSeq and is a predicted model, not a curated record. Gene Ontology annotation, molecular function: protein binding.
CCACCCCCGCAGGAAUGAUGGCACUGGAUACAGUUCGAAGGACUUAAACGAGUUGGGAAUUAGCUGCCAUCUCCAACAUGCCGUCCAAGCCUGCCCCAAUCAAGAAGGCGGCUAAGAAAGAACCAGCCAAGAAAGAGGAGGCAAAGGCUCCUGAACCCGCCCCGGAGCCCGCUCCUGUGGAGGCCCCCCCUGCUGAACCCGCACCGGCUGAAGCUGCGCCUGCCCCAGCCGAGGGAGAGGCUGCGCCACCUGCUGAAGCUGCUGAGGCACCUGCACCAGAAGAGCCUAAACCACCUACGCCCCCACCACCCAAAGAGCCCACAAGUGCUCCUGUGGAUCUCUUUGUUGAGGAUAAGAACGACACUUCGGUCACUAUCAUUUGGAGCCAGCCAGAGAACAUUGGGCCUUCAGGUCUGGAUGGGUACACCAUUGAAGUCUGCAAGGAUGGAACUGAGGAUUGGAAAGCAGUCAAUGAGGAACUGCAGAAGGCUUCCCGCUUUGUUAUCAAGAACCAAACCACUGGUGACCGCCUGAAGAUCCGAGUGGUUGCUGUGAACGAAGGUGGCCGCAGUCCUCCUGUUAGCCUCCCUGAGCCUGUGUUGGUGAAGGAGGUCGCUGAUCGUCCCAAGGUCCGUCUGCCUCGUUUUCUUAAGCAGAGAUAUGUCGCUAAUGUUGGAGACAAGAUCAAUCUGACCGUCCCCUUCACAGGAAAACCCAAACCUGUGGUCACCUGGACAAAGAACGGGCAGCCCCUUGACACAAAGAGGGUGAACAUUCGCAGCACCGAAAGAGACAGCAUCCUGUUCAUCCGUGCGGCUGAGAGAGAGGACUCUGGAGUGUACGAGAUAUGUGUGAAGGUGGAGGACUUUGAGGACAAGGCUCAAAUUACCCUUCAAAUUGUUGAGCUGCCAGGGCCUCCUGCCAGUGUAAAGAUUGUGGAUACCUGGGGUUUCAAUGUUGCUCUGGAGUGGACUGCACCCAAAGACAAUGGAAACACAGAGAUCACGGGUUACACAGUGCAGAAGGCGGACAAAAAAACUGGCGACUGGUUCACUGUGUUGGAGCAUUACCAUAGACUGAAUGCCACCAUCUCAGACCUCAUCAUGGGCAACACCUACAAGUUCAGAGUGUUUGCUGAAAACAAGUGUGGAAUGAGUGAGAGUGCUGCUGUUACAAAAGACGCGGCCAAGAUCUUGAAGACAGGCAUUGACUACAAGCCUCCUGACUACAAGGAACAUGACUUCAGUGAGGCACCCAAGUUUACCACAUCCCUGGCUGACCGGGCCACUACAGUUGGCUACAGCACCAAGCUGCUCUGCUCCGUCAGGGGAUUCCCAAAACCCAAGAUUCAGUGGAUGAAAAACCAGAUGAUUAUCGGAGAUGACCCCAAGUUCAGGCAGAUCUGUGUCCAGGGUAUCUGCUCCCUGGAGAUCCGAAAGCCUGGCAACUUUGACGGAGGUGUGUACUCCUGCAGAGCCAAGAAUGAUCACGGAGAGGCAACUGUCAGCUGCAAGCUGGAGGUCAAACAGGCAGUGAUUGCAGAUGCCGACAAGAAAUAAGCUGACAUUGUGACGCUCACAGGAAGGUGCUGGAUUCCUGGAAGAACAUGUAUAUAUGGCUGGUGACCACACUGCCUAAUGGAUGUAGACUGAUCUAUCGCCAAGCGCUAACAAAUAUUAUGAUGAACAAUGAAUAAUGAUGAAAAAUAAUUACAAUGAAUAUUAUCGUCACUGUAUCGCUACAACUGCAUUUUUAAGUCCAUAUCCAUGCCCACAAUCAGCUUUUUCCCCAACAACACAGUCUAUGGUAACUAAAUUAUGAAUUCGUCAGACACUGUACUUUCCUAUUUUAUCAUCUAACACCAAGAAUUUUGCAGGAUGGAUCUUCCGUUCCUCGUAGGAGAACUACAUGUAACAUCAAUGAGUUUAUACCAAUAAACUAUUUAAUUUCUGGUUUUAUUUUUUCAAUACAUUGUUUUCUGUAAAUUGUAACCACUGCCAUGUAAUGGCUUCUAUUGUGUACAGCAGUUUAAAUAAACACGUAAUAUUGUGCUAUGAUAAUCUGUGAAAGCUCUACGGAGGAAAAAACAAAGCAGGGAUCAUACAUGGAG